AUGGGUUUUGAUCAAAUCAAGGGACUUUAUUCUAAUGGUUUUGAUUUUGGAAAGGAUUUUGCAGAAUCUGGCUGGGAUGAUCAUUUGCCGCGCAAAGAAUUUCCCUAUAGCAACAGUUAUCAUGCUAGCAAUCAGAUGGCGCCGUUCGAGGCUCUAUAUGGUAGGAGACGUGGAUAUCCUAUUCGGUGGUUCGAGAUUGGGGAAGAAGAAUUGAUAGGACCAAACCUCGUGCAUCAGGCUAUGGAGAAGGUUAAGGGAAUUGGAGUUCAAAGAGGAAGAUUGGGUAUUCUUGAAGGAUUCCCUCAUGAAGGGUAUAGUGCGGUGUGGUACGAAAGGGAAAUUGGGUCUGGGAAGGUAGUUGGAGACUCGACACUCAUUGUUCCGGUUGAGACUCUUGAGGUUAAUAAGGAUUUGACUUAUGAAAAAUUUCCAGUUGCAAUUCUUGAUAGGCAAGUCCGAAAGCUGAGCAAUAAAGAAAUUACCUCCAUGAAGGUGCUAUGGCGAAACCAACAGGUUGAAGAGGCCACCCAGGAGGCUGAGGAAGAGACGAAGAAGAAGUGCCCCCAUUUGUUUGAGUAA
Nicotiana attenuata is the source of this 579-nucleotide messenger RNA. RefSeq lists its product as uncharacterized. The record is from RefSeq and is a predicted model, not a curated record. The transcript is spliced from 4 exons. NCBI's taxonomy places the organism in Eukaryota, Viridiplantae, Streptophyta, Magnoliopsida, Solanales, Solanaceae. Bases 1 to 579 code for a protein of 192 amino acids.